This is a messenger RNA of Sorghum bicolor (sorghum), 1872 nucleotides long. RefSeq lists its product as uncharacterized. Lineage: Eukaryota; Viridiplantae; Streptophyta; Magnoliopsida; Poales; Poaceae. The record is from RefSeq and is a predicted model, not a curated record. The transcript is spliced from 7 exons. Bases 1 to 1872 code for a protein of 623 amino acids.
AUGACGAAAAACAAGUAUGAGCAGCAAAGGGAUGAUAAUGUAAAGAAAAUUCAGGAAGUUUUUAAAUCUUUGGGUAUACCAAUCUUAGCUCAGGAAGUUAUUGAUGGUCUUGCAAAAAAACAAAAGGGCAAAGGGAAGGCAGUAGCCACUGAAAAUCCAGGAUCUGACCAUGAUUAUGAUCCAUCAUCUGAAAUUGAAAACGAAACUGAUAGUGACGAUGAAUGUGAUGACGACCUCCAUGUUGAGGUCAAUACUCAGGUAGAAGAGAUGGUUCCAGGAACGCGCCUUGUCCAAAAGAAGCUGAAGGUGGGGACGGCGGCUGCUAGCAAAAAGGCACCGUGGACACCAACAAGAUUAACUAGGCAGCAAGCAGCCAUGUCGCCUGGACGUCGUCCACCACCUAGGCAGAGAAUGCCCUUGCUUCCUAAGAACCCUGCAAAAGGCAGCACACAAGCGAAAAGCCAACACCCUACAAGCAGUAGCCUCACCACAAACACUGCAAACAAAGCCCCUGCUCCUCUAGUGAAUCCCACAGCCCCUGCUCCUCCAGUGAACCCCACAGCCCCUGCUCCUCCAGUGAUCCCCACACCCAGUCCAGCCAUCUCUGCUCCUAUUCCCACAGCUAUUCCAUCCAUGUCUGCUCCUAUUCCAAACAGAGAGGCUAGUAUUCACAAAUUCACCAAGGCAACUGCAGCCAAGUCUGUGCCUAGUGCAAACCCAAUGUGUACACCUUCUACUCCAAGACCAACUGCUGCCCUAUCUAGACAUCCUACUCCUGCCACUAGUGUCACCCAAGAAGUUCCUAUAGACACCUCGCCAGGUGUGCAGAGCUCUAGGCAGAGCAAUGACAUCAAUGUGUUAGCUGAUCCAUUUGAUGCAGCAACUACAAAGGACAAUGUACAUGAAGAACAAGCUUGUGACUUAGAUCAGGAUGUAGGGCGACGAAAGGAAGUCCGCAAGAAAAGCAUGGGUCAUGGUUUAGAAAAUUUGCUAAAAAAGGGGCACAAGCUGCCUAUCGAAGUGGCUAAAGGGAAGAAAAGGCCUGCUGUCCCCCUUCAGGCAGCUAAGCUAGCAUCAGAAACUGGCAUUUUCCUUAGAGACCAACUCCCUAUCUACACAUCAUGGAAGACUUAUGAAAAUGAUGCGGGGAAGGCACAAGUCCAAAAAGUGCUUGUUAAAGUGGCGACAAGGUUGGAUGUGGAUAUUAAGAAUGAUGGACCAAGCAAGGCAGCAUGCACUGAUAUUGUCAAGAGGGGAGUAAGGCAGCAGAGGUAUCAUCUGAAAAGGAAGUACUAUGACGAGUCACUGACAAAAGAACAACUCUUGGCCAUGGAACCUCCACCUAAGAUGAAGAAGCAGGAGUGGGUCAACCUGGUUGAGUACUGGUGUGAGCCAAAGAAUCAGGAAAAAAGUUCCAAGAAUAAAGCUAACCAUGCCCUAGUGCAGCUUCACCAAAAGACUGGAUCUAGGUCCUACAUUGCCCACUGUUACAGCCUGAGGUCUAAGUACAACGACACGGAACCAGAUGCGAUUGAAUUCUUUGGUGAAUGCAUGAAUCAUCCACAACAUGGUCGUACUCCUCUUGCAAAUGAAUUAUAUGAACAAAUGGUGGCAGAGAAGGAAAAAGAACCAGAAGAAGGAGAACAACAGAAGUCUCCAACCAAGAUAGUUGCUGAAAGUCUCAGCCACAUCAGCAAUAGAUCAACAUUCCUUCAAAGUCUUGGCAUAACUAAAGUGAGCAAGGCUGCCGGGUCCACAUCAGCUGCAGCACAAGCACGUAUGCAAGCGCAAUUUGAAGAACAGCUACAAGAAGAAAGAGAGGAGGCUGCAAGGAGGCAGGAAGUGUGGCAGGCACAACUUGAAGCGCAGUAG